Rhinolophus ferrumequinum (greater horseshoe bat) is the source of this 4643-nucleotide messenger RNA. RefSeq names its product integrin alpha-X. The transcript has 30 exons. Lineage: Eukaryota; Metazoa; Chordata; Mammalia; Chiroptera; Rhinolophidae. The record is from RefSeq and is a predicted model, not a curated record. Gene Ontology annotation, molecular function: integrin binding. Gene Ontology annotation, biological process: cell-matrix adhesion; cell adhesion mediated by integrin; cell-cell adhesion. Bases 384 to 3866 code for a protein of 1160 amino acids. Gene Ontology annotation, cellular component: external side of plasma membrane; integrin complex.
CCUGGCGUUGGUGUCUUCCCUCUCCCCAGGCUAACUGAAGUUUCAAGGUCAAGGGGCUCAUCAGCCAGUAAGACCAGGGGAAUGGGGAGACCCAGUGCAGGGGAAGGCGGGGGGUGGGGGGUGCACAUGCCCAAGCCUAGGUUGGUGAGGCAAGAGAAACGAGUCAAGUCGUCUCUAGCUGGACUCCCAGAAAGGAGUGUGUGGGCUGCCUCGGUCCACUUCUCUGCUUGUUUUUGUCAUAUUCUCCACCCUUCACUUCUGAGUCAUGCUGUCAACUUCCUUCUGUGCCUCUUGACCAGAGCUGCUCACUCACUUCCUGGCCUCUUGGUCCAGGUGUCCCUGAGCAGCUCAGGGGCUCGUGAGCAGUGCCUGACUGUCCAGCCAUGGCCAACACCGGGACGUCCCUUUUCCUGUUGACGGCAUUGGGGUCCUCUGUCUGCUUCAACGUGGACACGGACACGCCGACAAUCUUCUCCAUGGACGGGGCUGGGUUCGGACACAGCGUGGCCCAGUACUCCAACUCCAGGGUGGUGGUUGGAGCCCCCCAGGAGAUAAGGGCUACCGACCAAACAGGCGGUCUCUACCAGUGUGACUACAGAACGGGCACCUGUGAGCCCAUCCACCUGCAGGUCCCCCGGGAGGCUGUGAACAUGUCGCUGGGCCUGUCCCUGACAGCUGCCACCAAACCCUUUCAGCUGCUGGCCUGUGGCCCUACUGUGCAUCAGACAUGCAGGGAGAACGUGUACUUGACCGGGUUCUGCUUCUUCCUGGUCCCCCGCUCCUGGCAGCCCCAGAAGCUCCCUUCUGCCCUGCAGGAGUGCCCGAGGCAGGAGCAGGACAUCGUGUUCCUGAUUGACGGCUCAGGGAGCAUCAACUUUCGUGACUUCGCCAAGAUGCUGACCUUCGUCAAGGCCGUGAUGAGCCAGUUCCAGAGACCCAGCGCCCAGUUCUCCCUGAUGCAGUUCUCUGACCGAUUCCGGGAGCACUUCACGUUCAAAGAGUUCAUGGACAGCUCAGACCCACUAGGCCUGCUGGAUUCCGUGUACCAGCUGAGAGGAUACACUCACACGGCCACAGCCAUCCAGAGGGCCACAAAAGUGCUGUUCAGUGCCUUAAAAGGGGCCCGAAAGGAUGCCUCAAAGAUUCUCAUCGUCAUCACCGACGGAGAGAAGACCGGCGACCACCUGAGUUAUGCUGACGUCAUCCCCCGGGCGGAGGCGGCUGGCGUCCUCCGUUACGCGGUCGGGGUGGGGUCGGCUUUUCAGAACAGAGUUUCCUGGAAAGAAUUAAUUGACAUCGCAUCGCGCCCUUCCCAAGAGUAUAUAUUUCAAGUGGAGAACUUCGAUGCUUUGAGAGACAUUCAGAACCAACUGAAAGAGAAGAUCUUCGCCAUUGAGGGUACGAAGACCUCAAGAAGCAGUUCCUUCGAGUUGGAGAUGUCCCAGGAGGGCUUUAGCGCUGUGCUCACACCUGAUGGACCCGUUUUGGGGGCUGUGGGGAGCUUCGGCUGGUCUGGAGGGGCCUUCCUGUACCCCCCAAAUGCAAACCCCACCUUCAUCAACAUGUCUCAGGAGCAUGAGGACAUGAGGGACUCUUACCUGGGUUACGCCACCGAACUGGCGCUCUGGAAGGGGGUACAGAGCCUGGUCCUGGGAGCCCCCCGCCAUCAGCACACUGGGAAGGUGGUCAUCUUCACCCAGGCGUCCAGGCAAUGGAAGCCGAAGGCUGAAGUCACAGGGACCCAGAUCGGCUCCUACUUUGGGGCCUCCCUCUGCUCCGUGGACGUGGACAGAGAUGGCAGCUCCGACCUGGUCCUCAUCGGGGCUCCCCAUUACUAUGAGCUGACUCGGGGGGGCCAGGUGUCUGUGUGCCCCUUGCCCCGGGGGAGGGCUAAGUGGCAGUGUGACGUCAUUCUCCGUGGGGAGCAGGGCCACCCCUGGGGCCGCUUUGGGGCAGCCCUGACCGUGCUGGGGGACGUGAAUGGGGACAGGCUGACCGAUGUGGCCAUCGGGGCCCCGGGGGAGCAGGAGAACUCAGGUGCUGUCUACCUGUUCCGUGGAGCCACAGGUCUGGGCAUCAGCCCCUCCCACAGCCAGAGGAUUGCAGGCUCCCAGCUGUCCCCCAGGCUCCAGUAUUUUGGGCAGUCACUGAGCGGGGGUCAGGACCUCACAAUGGACAGACUGGUGGACCUGGCCGUGGGGGCCCGGGGGCACGCACUGCUGCUCAGGACCAGGCCUGUGCUCUGGGUGCAUGCAAGCAUUCGCACCUCGCCGACAGAGAUUUCUAGGUCCAUGUCUGAGUGUCGGGAGCAGACGCCCUCUUUCCAGACACUGGGUGAUGCCACUGUUUGCCUUCAUGUUUAUGAAAGUACCAAGACCCAGCUGGGUAACCUCGAAAGCUCUGUGACCUUUGACCUGACCCUCGAUCCUGGCCGCCUGAGUCCCCGUGCCAUCUUCAAGGAGACCAGGGCUCGGUACCUGACUCGCACUCUAGACCUUGGGCUGAGACAGCACUGUGAGGACGUGGCGUUGCUCCUCUCGGCCUGUGUGGAGGACUCUGUGACCCCCGUCAUCUUGCGUCUCAAUUUCUCCCUGGUGGGCAAGCCCAUCCUUUCGUUUGGGAACCUCCAGCCGAUGCUGGAUGUGGAUGCCCCCAGAUACUUCACGACCUCUCUCCCCUUUGAGAAGAACUGUGGAGCCGACCACGUCUGCCAGGACGACCUUGGCAUCUCCUUUGGCCGCUCAGGCUUGAAGUCCCUGGUAGUGGGGACUCACCUAGAGCUGACCACGGAGGUGACACUGUGUAAUGAUGGCGAGGACUCGUAUGGAACCACAGUCACCUUCUCCUAUCCACUGGGGCUGUCUUAUCGACGAGUUGCAGGAAGCCAGAACCAAGGGCAGUUGCGCUCCCUGCCCCUGACCUGCGACAGCUCCUCUGCGGGGAGCCAGGGAGCGCGGAGCACCCACUGCAGCAUCAAACACGUCAUCUUCCGCGAGGGGGCCCAGAUCACCUUCACAGCCACCUUUGACGUCUCCCCCAAGGCCGAGCUGGGAGACCGGCUGCGUCUGACGGCCAAUGUGAGUAGUGAGAAUAAUUCCCCCAGAACCAGCAAGAGCACCUCCCAGCUGGAGCUCCCUGUGAAGUAUGCCAUCUACGUGGUGAUCAGCAGCCAUGAAGAGUCCACCAAGUAUGUCAACUUCUCAGCCUCGGAGGAGAAAGAAAGCAGCGUGGCCCAGCACAGAUACCAGGUCAACAACCUGGGGUCCAGGGAUCUGCCUGUCAGCAUCAACUUCCUGGUUCCUACGGAGCUGAACCAGGUGCCUGUGUGGACAGACAUCGAGGUCUCCCACCCCCAGAACCCGUCGAUUCAGUGCUCUUCACAGAGAACAGCGCCCACAGAGUCCAACUUCCUGACCCACAUUCAGGAGAACCGUGUGCUGAACUGCUCCAUCGCUGACUGCCUGAGGUUCCGCUGUGACGUCCCCUCCUUCGGCAUCCAGGAGGAACUUGACUUCAUCCUGAAGGGCAACCUCAGCUUCGGCUGGGUCAGCCAGACACUGCAGAAGAAGGUCUUGGUGGUGAGUGUGGCUGAAAUCACGUUCGACACAUCUGUGUAUUCCCAGUUCCCAGGACAGGAGGCGUUUUUGAGAGCCCAGAUGGGGACGGUGCUAGAGGAGUACGCGAUCCAUAACCCGGUGCCCCUCAUCGUGGGCAGCUCUGUGGGGGGCCUGCUGUUGCUGGCUCUCAUCACGGCCACACUGUACAAGGUUGGCUUCUUCAAACGUCAGUACAAGGAAAUGAUGGAGGAAGCAAAUGGACAGACUGCCCCAGAAAAUGCAACACCAAAUCCCCAAGUUGCCCAAUAAGAAACUACCUCCUGUUCUCUUUGGGACCAGCUCUCCCCUGAGAGGUUUCCUGGCCCUUUUCUUCUCACCCAGGUCAGAUCUGAGGGGGAAGAAAUGUUCCACAGGAGGGAGGCUGGGAACAGGCUCCUUUCUCUCUUUGGGAGAGUACCGUUUACUUGCACAAAGUGUUUUGCUUGAGAAGCGCCAUGUGUCUUGUCACGGCUCCAUCUGGAAACCCCAGGAUGGGAUCCUGGCCACGUCCCCAAAGGACUUGACUUGGAAUUCUACCUAGACGUACACACACAAUAUCCUCAAUCUCCAGUGUCCCUUCCUCCACGAGCCGCCAGUGAUCUUUCCAAAAUACACCACUGGGCGAGAUCCUCAUCCUCACCCACCUUCAGUGACUCCCCAUGGUUCGUAUGAUAACUUCGGAACUUGUUCAGCUGGAUAUUAGGAAUCCAGUUCUGUUUUCAGAAGAUGGGCUUUAUCUCCCUCUGUCUCCCUCAUUUCAGUAAAAUACUGUUAGGAUCAGUUCUUAGCUUUGUCUUGGGAAUCUUAGUCCAGAUUUCCCAAAUGGAGUUGGGAAUGAAAUGCCUGCACCCUGGACUUUGUAAACGUGGCCUCCAGGAUUGGUCACCAGUGCAGGCUAUGAGGGAAGGCCCCCCCGCUGGGAGGGGCAUCGGCCCAAUGCCACUUGGGCUCACUCAGCUCCAGGGUCUCUUAGCAAAAGAGGUUCAGGCCACUCCCACUUUUUGAGGCUUUAAAUAUAUAAAUGAAUAAAUGCCAGAACAUGGUUAU